GUUUUACAGUCGUUGUACAGCACUAUUUCUUAUAAUCAUCGUAUUGCUCUGCUGCUGCCGCCUUUGACCUGCUGUAAAUUUAUUACAAUUUAUAAGAAUAAAUAGGAAAUAAAAGCAAUAUGACGGGUAUUAUGGAUACAGUAGAAAUGCCAAAAUUACCGGAAAACCAAAAAACUUUCGCGGGGAUACCAGAAGCAAUAUUUUUAGAGGAAAUUGAUACAUUUAUGACACAGCCCGAGAACGAAAAUUGUGAGAAAGUGUUGCAACGACUAGACGAACAGCAUGGCAAAUAUCGAUUCAUGGCCUACAACUUAGAGGCGCGCCGUCACAAGCUAAAAUCUCAAAUACCCGAUCUGGAGCGUUCGUUGGAAAUGGUCAAUGUGCUGCGCAAAGAGGACGAGGAGCGCGAAACGCAAUUUCUGCUCAGUGAUCAGGUCUUCAUCAAAACGUUAGUGCCGCCAACAAAAACGGUUUAUCUUUGGUUGGGCGCUAGCGUUAUGUUGGAAUAUCCCCUAGACGAAGCGGAAUCGUUGUUAAAGCAAAAUAUUACAUCCGCUGUGGGCAAUCUUAAGUCUGUCGAGCACGACCAGGACUUUCUCAGAGAUCAAAUAACCACAACCGAGGUUAACAUGGCGCGAGUUUACAACUGGGGCGUUAAAAAGCGGCAGGCCGAAGCUAAAACUAACGCCAGUAAUACGCCUUCCUAGAUAACUCUAAAAAAAAACUUUAAAAAAAUUAAGCAAGAACUUACACAAGGUAAAUCGGGUGUUGUCCCUUAUAUAUUAUUUAUUUAUUGAAAAAUAUAUAAUUUUGAUAUCUGAUGCCCGAUGAAAACACAAAACACUUAAAAAGAUAUAAUCAGCUCGCAGUGCUUUCAAAAUUAUAUUACAAAUCACAAAGGAGACGCAAU
Messenger RNA from Drosophila hydei, 910 nucleotides. It is a transcript of the gene mgr, whose product is annotated as prefoldin subunit 3. Gene Ontology annotation, biological process: tubulin complex assembly; protein folding; microtubule-based process. Lineage: Eukaryota; Metazoa; Arthropoda; Insecta; Diptera; Drosophilidae. Gene Ontology annotation, molecular function: tubulin binding. The record is from RefSeq and is a predicted model, not a curated record. Gene Ontology annotation, cellular component: cytoplasm; prefoldin complex. The transcript has 3 exons. The coding region runs from base 120 to 707 and encodes 195 amino acids.